AUGGAGCGCACAUCAUCCACCACUGAUGACAAUGAAAGCACCGUUCAUUCCACCGUUUCAUCCGCACCCACCACCCCAUCCACAUCAGUAGGUGUACUGGACUUUAAUCAGUACGCUGCGGAGUCCCCUAAGCUUUCGCCCGCCACCACAGCGAGAUUACCCAUCUUCCAUUUCCAUAGCUAUGGCACCAGCGGCGAUCUUGGAGCCCAACCUUCCCCUCCACCUACUCCAGUGCAAAAAGGAGAGUUCCCAGAAGGCAUAUUCUACAUCAAAAGUGCAUUGAAUGGUAAGGUGCUGGAUGUCCGAGGCGGGUCAAGAAAGCCUGAUACUCGUAUCAUCUUGUGGCCGCAAAAAUUUGGGAACGAUCGUGACAAUCAAUUGUGGUUUGCCGUGGAUAGCUUCAUCGUGAACGUUGGGUCCCGCCUUUGUCUGGACAUUCGUGGUUCUCUUGUGCCAGAUGACUUGCGACAACUCGCGGAAACCCGCAUUAUCCAAUAUACUCGUAAAUCUCGAGUCGAAGCUCAUAACCAGCGCUUUGGCCUCUCCCCUGAUGGUUACAUCUAUUGCUUAGCUCAUCCAAAUCUCGUGUUCGAUGUGCGGGGCGAAAGCGACCGUGACGGUGCCACCCUGAUUAUUUAUCCGCGGAAGCACUCUGAUAAUGGCGGGGCAGUUAAACACCAGCGCUGGUUAUGUGAACCAGUCAGCUCGUCUCCACCACAACACGCCCCUGUACGCCAACCCACCAACAGCCUGCGAAGGGCAUUGACAGGGUCGUCUUUGAAAGAUUUGUUGUCUUGA
Umbelopsis ramanniana AG is the source of this 798-nucleotide messenger RNA. RefSeq lists its product as uncharacterized. The transcript has 3 exons. Bases 1 to 798 code for a protein of 265 amino acids. The record is from RefSeq and is a predicted model, not a curated record. Lineage: Eukaryota; Fungi; Mucoromycota; Umbelopsidomycetes; Umbelopsidales; Umbelopsidaceae.